Pezoporus flaviventris is the source of this 2966-nucleotide messenger RNA. It is a transcript of the gene TRPV4, whose product is annotated as transient receptor potential cation channel subfamily V member 4. Gene Ontology annotation, biological process: calcium ion import across plasma membrane; actin filament organization; osmosensory signaling pathway. The record is from RefSeq and is a predicted model, not a curated record. Gene Ontology annotation, molecular function: calcium channel activity; protein binding. Gene Ontology annotation, cellular component: cilium; membrane. NCBI's taxonomy places the organism in Eukaryota, Metazoa, Chordata, Aves, Psittaciformes, Psittacidae. The coding region runs from base 275 to 2863 and encodes 862 amino acids. The transcript has 16 exons.
GGUGUAUCCCAGGAAUGUUUUCUUUCCCUGGCGGCACACGGGAGCGCACAGGGUCUGCUCUGUGCCCUGUCCUGGGCUGCACCCAAGCCGACCGCAGCGGGGAGAGGCAGCGAGGCCGGGCUCGCCCUUGUCCAUUCCGGCUGCGCUUUGAAGCCGGCAGCACCGCGGCCGGCGAGGGGUCCCUACUGCCGGGGGGUGCCGAGGGGAGCAGCCGGGACACCCCGACUGCCGCAGGGUCUCCUGCUCUCGUGCGGGUCACAUCCAUCCCUGCAGCAUGGCAGACACCGAGGACCCUCUGCGCACCGCUGGUGAUGCUGGGGACGGCGCAGGAGAUGAUGGGUCCCUCCAGAACGAUUCCUUCCCACUCUCCUCCCUGGCCAACCUGUUCGAGAGCGAGGACGCCCAGUCCCCCCCGGAGGCAGCGCGGGGUCCCCCGGGCGCCGGGGAUGGGAAGCAAAACCUCCGCAUGAAAUUCCACGGGGCCUUCCGUAAGGGCGCCCCGAAACCCAUGGAGCUGCUGGAGGCCACCAUCUACGAGUCCUCCGUGGUCCCCGCGCCCAAGAAAGCCCCCAUGGACUCCCUGUUCGACUACGGCACCUACCGCCACCACCCCAGCGAGAACAAGCGCUGGCGCAGGAGGGUCGUGGAGAAGCAAGCUCCGGCUGUGAAGGGGCCGGCUCCCAACCCGCCCCCCGUCCUCAAGGUGUUCAACAGACCCAUCCUCUUCGACAUCGUGUCCCGGGGGUCCCCGGCGGGCCUGGACGGGCUCCUCUCCUUCCUCCUCACACACAAGAAGCGCCUCACGGAUGAGGAGUUUCGAGAGCCCUCCACGGGGAAGACCUGCCUGCCCAAGGCGCUGCUCAACCUGAGCGGCGGCAGGAACGACACCAUCCCGCUGCUCCUCGACAUCGCCGAGAAGACGGGCAACAUGCGGGAGUUCAUCAACUCGCCCUUCAGGGACGUCUACUACCGAGGUCAGACAGCCCUGCACAUCGCCAUCGAGCGCCGCUGCAAGCACUACGUGGAGCUGCUGGUGGAGAAGGGAGCCGACGUGCAUGCCCAAGCCCGCGGCCGCUUCUUCCAGCCCAAGGACGAGGGCGGCUACUUCUACUUUGGAGAGCUGCCGCUGUCGCUGGCCGCCUGCACCAACCAGCCCCACAUCGUGCACUACCUGACGGAGAACGGGCACAAGCAGGCGGACCUGCGGCGCCAGGACUCCCGCGGCAACACGGUGCUGCACGCGCUGGUGGCCAUCGCCGACAACACGCGCGACAACACCAAGUUCGUCACCAAGAUGUACGACCUGCUCCUCGUCAAGUGCGCCAAGCUCUUCCCCGACACCAACCUGGAGACGCUGCUCAACAACGACGGCCUCUCCCCGCUCAUGAUGGCGGCGAAGACCGGCAAGAUCGGGAUCUUCCAGCACAUCAUCCGUCGGGAGAUCACGGACGAGGAUGCGCGGCAUCUCUCACGGAAGUUCAAGGACUGGGCCUACGGCCCCGUCUACUCCUCCCUCUACGACCUCUCCUCGCUGGACACGUGCGGGGAGGAGGUGUCUGUGCUGGAGAUCCUCGUCUACAACAGCAAGAUUGAGAACCGCCACGAGAUGCUGGCCGUGGAGCCCAUCAACGAGCUGCUGCGGGACAAGUGGCGCAAGUUCGGGGCCGUCUCCUUCUACAUCAGCGUGGUCUCCUACCUCUGCGCCAUGGUCAUCUUCACCCUCGUCGCCUACUACCGCCCCAUGGAAGGGCCCCCCCCCUACCCCUACACCACCACCGUGGACUACCUGCGCCUGGCGGGGGAGAUCAUCACCCUUCUCACCGGCAUCCUCUUCUUCUUCACUAACGUCAAAGAUCUCUUCAUGAAGAAGUGCCCAGGCGUGAACUCCUUCUUCAUAGACGGCUCCUUCCAGCUGCUCUACUUCAUCUACUCGGUGCUGGUGAUCGUCACAGCGGGGCUGUACCUGGGGGGCAUCGAGGCGUACCUGGCUGUCAUGGUCUUCGCGCUGGUGCUGGGCUGGAUGAAUGCGCUGUACUUCACCCGGGGGCUCAAGCUGACGGGGACCUACAGCAUCAUGAUCCAGAAGAUCCUCUUCAAAGACCUUUUCCGCUUCCUCCUGGUCUACCUGCUCUUCAUGAUCGGAUACGCAUCAGCCCUGGUGUCCCUCCUCAACCCAUGCCCCAGCAGCGAGUCCUGCAGCGAGGACCAGUCCAACUGCACGGUGCCCACCUACCCCUCGUGCCGCGACAGCCAGACCUUCAGCACCUUCCUGCUCGACCUCUUCAAGCUCACCAUCGGCAUGGGCGACCUGGAGAUGCUCGAGAGCGCCAAGUACCCCGGCGUCUUCAUCAUCCUCCUCGUCACCUACAUCAUCCUCACCUUCGUGCUCCUUCUCAACAUGCUCAUCGCCCUCAUGGGUGAGACCGUGGGCCAAGUCUCCAAGGAGAGCAAGCACAUCUGGAAGCUGCAGUGGGCUACCACCAUCCUGGACAUCGAGCGCUCCUUCCCGGUGUUCCUGCGGAAAGCCUUCCGCUCGGGAGAGAUGGUCACGGUGGGGAAGUGCACAGAUGGGACACCCGACCGCCGCUGGUGCUUCAGGGUGGAUGAGGUGAACUGGUCCCACUGGAACCAGAACCUGGGCAUCAUCAGCGAGGAUCCAGGCAAGAGCGACACGUACCAGUACUACGGCUUCUCCCACACCGUGGGCCGGCUGCGGAGAGAUCGCUGGUCCACGGUGGUGCCGCGCGUGGUGGAGCUCAACAAGAGCUGCCAGCCCGAGGAGGUGGUGGUGCCGCUGGGGACAAUGGGCACAGCGGAGGCACGGGAGCGGCGGCACGGCCAGGCCUCGGGCUCCCCGCUCUAGCACCACGGACCGGGCUGGAUGGUGCUUGUCUGCUCCUCAGGGAUUCGUGCUGGUGCCCAGCCCGGACUGGGGCGGGGGGUCCUGGCCCUGUCCCGGCGGUGCU